Molecule: messenger RNA, 1926 nt
Organism: Drosophila navojoa
Lineage: Eukaryota; Metazoa; Arthropoda; Insecta; Diptera; Drosophilidae
Gene: mid
Product: midline
Biological process (GO): positive regulation of DNA-templated transcription; regulation of transcription by RNA polymerase II; cell fate specification
Cellular component (GO): nucleus; chromatin
Molecular function (GO): RNA polymerase II cis-regulatory region sequence-specific DNA binding; DNA-binding transcription factor activity, RNA polymerase II-specific
Source: RefSeq, a predicted model, not a curated record
UUUGAUUUAAUUAGUGUUAAAUUCAAGUUCAAUAAUAUUUAGCUACGCAAACUCUAUCUCGCAAUUCUCUGCAAAAAGCUUAAAGCUAAGAGCUCUACCAAAAUGCUUGUUGGCUCGCAUCCGUAUCUAUGCAAUGGCGCUCUGCCGCCCGUUGCACCCACCAGCAAUAACAACAACAACAACAAUGCAGCCACGGCAACGCCAACAACAACAACAACAGCUGGCAACAAAAGUGCCGCCGGCUCAGCAACGGAUUUCUCCAUAGCCGCGAUUAUGGCACGCGAAGAUGCCUCAAGUCGCGAAUCCUCGGUGCGCAGUGCAAGUCCCAUUUCGGUUGAGGAUGAGGUCGAUGUGGAUGUCGUUGAUUGCAGCGAUGCUGAAGAGCCGCCAGCCAAGGCGCGUCGCUUGAAUCAUCAUCACAAUCAUCAUCACAGUCAUCAUCACCAUCACAACAACAACAACAACAAUAAUAAUAACAACAACAACAACAAUAGUGUGUCACACAAGAGUCGCAACGAAUCACAGCUAAACACCAGCUCCACAUCAAGCCAAGGACGCUGCUCCACACCGCCGCAAUCGCCCGGCACUGAGGACAGCGAGGAGCGCCUGACACCCGAACCGGUCCAAAAGACACCCAAAAUCGUUGGCUCCUGCAACUGUGACGAUUUGAAGCCGGUGCAAUGCCACCUGGAGACCAAAGAGCUGUGGGAUCGCUUUCACGAGCUGGGCACCGAAAUGAUUAUCACCAAAACUGGCAGACGCAUGUUCCCCACGGUGCGCGUCUCAUUCUCUGGGCCAUUGCGUCAGAUCCAGCCAGCCGAUCGCUAUGCCGUGCUGCUGGAUAUAAUACCGAUGGACUCGAAACGCUAUCGCUAUGCAUAUCAUCGGUCUGCUUGGCUGGUUGCCGGCAAAGCCGAUCCAGCGCCGCCCGCCCGCCUCUACUCCCAUCCGGAUAGCCCCUUCAGCUGCGAGGCGCUGCGCAAACAAGUUAUCUCCUUCGAGAAGGUCAAGCUGACUAAUAACGAAAUGGAUAAGAACGGACAGAUCGUGCUCAACUCGAUGCAUCGCUAUCAGCCGCGCAUUCAUCUGGUGCGCCUCUCGCAUGGCCAGAGCAUACCUAGCAAUCCCAAGGAGUUGCAGGAUCUCGAUCACAAGACCUAUGUCUUCUCGGAGACCGUCUUUACGGCUGUGACGGCGUAUCAGAAUCAGCUGAUAACCAAAUUGAAAAUCGACUCGAAUCCAUUUGCCAAAGGCUUCCGUGACUCGUCGCGUCUCACCGACUUCGAUCGCGAUCCGAUGGAGGCACUGCUGCUGGAGCAGCAGCUGCGCUCGCCGCUGCGCCUCUUUCCCGAUCCGCUGAUGCAACAGUUUGCCGCGCAACAGGGCGCCGCCGAUCCCGCUUCGAUGGCGCUCUUCGAGAAGGCACGCCAGCAUCUGCAAAUGUUCGGCGGCAAUUCGCCGUAUGCCCAGCUCAUGAUGCCGCAAAUGUAUCAGGCAGCAGCGGCGGCACCACCGCCGCCCGGCCUCGGCGCCUUUCACAUGUUCCAGCAGCAAUGGCCGCAGCUGACGGCCGGAUUUUUGGCCAGCGCCAAUCAGCAGGCCGCUGCCGCCCAGGCCGCCGCUCAGGCGCAGGCGCAAGCGCAGGCAGCGGCCGCUGCGGCCAUGGCCGCCAAUCGCACACCCCCGCCGCCGCCCACAGCGUCCACGCCCUCGUCGACAUCGUCGGGCUCGCCCUCGCCCGAUAUGCGACCGCGUCAAUAUCAGCGCUUCAGUCCGUAUCAGUUGCCCGCGCAGGCUCAACAACAACAGCAACAACAACAGCAGCAGCAGCAGCCGCCGCCCACAGCGGGCUCGCCCGCCUCGCGCAGCCCCGCCCACUAAGCACUGGCAGAGGCUGCCCCAAAUAAAACAGUAUUAAUCCAAAAA